Molecule: messenger RNA, 478 nt
Organism: Hyalella azteca
Lineage: Eukaryota; Metazoa; Arthropoda; Malacostraca; Amphipoda; Hyalellidae
Product: pentatricopeptide repeat-containing protein 2, mitochondrial
Biological process (GO): mitochondrion organization; multicellular organism development; regulation of mRNA processing
Cellular component (GO): mitochondrion
Molecular function (GO): RNA binding
Source: RefSeq, a predicted model, not a curated record
GAUCCAAAUGAGUGGUAUAUAAUUAAAUAUUUAUUAAAUCAUGUUGAGUUUUGCGACAAACAUGAGAGCAAUGCUCACAACAUCAAAACUUUUGAAAUUUGGUUACUGGAAGCAGUCAGAUUGUAAUAUCAUGGGUAAGCACUACAUUUUCACCAAGCAAGCUCUGGGAAUAGAUAAAUUUUUGGAGAAGAAAAAUGAAAUCAUCAAGCAGUCAUCUGAAGAAGAGACUCUAAGGUUCCAGACAAAAAUGCGUGAGCUGUUGGCGCAGAGCGGCCACAAGCUGAUGCUUGUGUUCAAACAGGACCUCGAGAAAGCCAUCUACGUGUGCCAGGACAAGGAGGAGGACAUACAACUUGUGCAGCAUCUCGCAUGCAAGUACGCGAAGCAGAACGCGAAACUUCGCUUUGGUUCGUUCACGUUUGGCGCGGUGCUCAUGAGGAUGUGUUAUGUGCUCAACAAGCCUGACGUCGCCAUGCAG